AAUUUAAAAUAUUGUGUAAUAUAGUAUUUUUUCCCCCCUCUCAGGUGUGAUAUUACUGCUGCCUGUUUACUUUCUUUUUUAAGCCAAAUUUCAAUUUAGAAUUCUAUUUAUUAGGAUGACUGAUUCUGAUUCAUACAAAGGCUCCAUUAAGCGUGAAGCAUCUCAAGACGGUAUGGAAGAUUGUGAGGGUCCUUCUAAACGUCCUAGGAGUGGUGGUCGUGCAGUUGAUGUUCGUUUCUUAGUACAAAGCAAAAAUGCUGGUGCAAUUAUAGGAAAGGGUGGAUCGAAUAUCAACAGACUGAGGACUGAGUUCACAGCAAGUGUUACAGUUCCCGACUGCCCUGGCCCAGAACGUAUAUUAGCUAUUGUGGCUGACAUUGAAACUUUAGGUGACAUUCUGUUGGACAUACUUCCAAAACUUGAUGAUUACUCUCAUCAUCGUAAUAUGGAAUUUGACUGUGAACUGCGCAUGUUGUUACAUCAGAGCCAUGCAGGCUGUUUAAUUGGUAAAGGUGGUUCAAGAAUUAAAGAAUUGCGAGAGAAAACUGGAGCUCAAAUUAAAAUAUUUAGCAAUUGCUGUCCUAAUUCUACUGAAAGAAUUGUGCAAAUAACUGGGUAUCCUAAUGUUGUGGUAGACUGUGUGAAAGAAAUAUGCCACAUAGUUAGCACGGCUCCAAUAAAAGGCCCAAAUAAACAAUAUGAUCCUCAUCAUUUUAAUCCUAUGUUUUGUAAUGAUUAUGGCGGUUUUGAAGAUACUGGUCCAAAAGGAAGAGGUCGAGGCUCUUUCCGUGGAAGGCCUCCUCCACCUGCAUGGCGUGAUGAGGUAGUUGAUAACUUCAGUUUUGGUGGUCCUGAUGGAGGUUCUAAUCGUGGACGAGGGGGUUUCGGAGGAGGUUUCAGUGGUAGAGGUCGUGGAAUUAUGGGCCAAGGACCAAAUAUGGGAAAUCGCUGGAGCCAAAUGGGUGGACCUGGUGGUAAUGCUGGUGGUGGAAGUCUUGGUGCCUGGGCUACAGAUAGUGGUAAUUUCGGUGGUAAUCGAAUGAUGGGAUCAAUGAAUGGUUCAGGUGCAGGUAAUUUUCUGCCGCAAGGAUCAGUGGACAAACCUAUGGGACCUGGUAUGGGUGGGCCCCGGGCUCCCAUGAUGAAUACAGGCAUGGGCGGGUUUCAAGGUGGAGCUGGAGGUCCAGGUAUCAAUGGUCCUGGCAUUUCUUCUCGGUUUAUGGGAGGCCCUGUGAGACCAAUGAAAGGACAAGGAUAUGUUCCACCAGUACCUAACACAGGUGAACUUUUUAUGUCCAAACCUUCCCCGAAUCCCAAUGGGUCAUACACAAUUGUAAUGAAGAUACCAAAUGAUGUUGCUGGUGCAAUAAUUGGUAAAGGUGGUCAACGCAUACGUAAAAUAAGACGUGAUUCAAAUGCUACAAUAAACAUAGAGGAAGCUACACAAGGUACAAAUGAUCGUAUUAUAACUAUUACUGGUGCUCUUAACCAAGCACAGCUGGCACAGUUCUUGAUGCAACAAAGUGUGCGUGACAACCAAGGUGGUGGUGGUGGUCGACGUUAUUGAAACAACUGCAGAAAUUUAGUUUUUGCACGCUAGACUAUUUAAAGAAACAUUAUUCUACAUUUUUACAUCAUCAUUUAUGUUAGCAUUAUAAUGAAUGAAAAUAAUUCAUCUGUACAUUGUUCAAAAUCUGUUUAGAUAGAUAGACAUGUACACUUUAACUGGUACAAUAAAUAAUGGUUUGGCAUCAUUGUAUUUCAAAAACUUGAAAUAAAAUCGUUUUUAAAAACUGUU
Molecule: messenger RNA, 1798 nt
Organism: Stegodyphus dumicola
Lineage: Eukaryota; Metazoa; Arthropoda; Arachnida; Araneae; Eresidae
Gene: HnRNP-K
Product: Heterogeneous nuclear ribonucleoprotein K
Molecular function (GO): RNA binding
Source: RefSeq, a predicted model, not a curated record